Messenger RNA from Oppiella nova, 622 nucleotides. The record is from the annotation of a GenBank genome assembly. Lineage: Eukaryota; Metazoa; Arthropoda; Arachnida; Sarcoptiformes; Oppiidae.
CAUUCAGGACGAGAAGCGCCGAAUGGAAGCCCAGUUGAGUCAACUGCAAGAGGAGCUCGAGGAAGAACAGAGCAAUUCUGAAAUACUGAUGGAUAAGACUCGCAAACUUCAGACCCAAAUCGAGACGCUGACCAACGAAUGCGCGGCCGAAAAGUCGAAUUCACAGAAAUUGGAGAAUUCACGGCUUGUUAUCGAACGCCAAAACAAAGAACUUAAGUCCAAACUACAAGAGUUAGAGACCUCUCAAAGAACUAAAACCAAAGCGACGAUCGCAGCACUUGAGGCCAAAAUCGCUCAAAUGGAGGAAUCGCUGGAACUCGAGACUAAAGAGAAACAAAUGGCUUCCAAAGGAAUGCGUAAAAUGGAUAAGAAGGUGAAGGACGCCCUCAUGCAAGUGGACGACGAGCGCAGACACGCCGACCAGUAUAAGGAACAGGUGGAGAAAGUGAACAAUAGGAUCAAAGCACUUAAGAGACAGUUGGAUGAGGCGGAGGAGGAGUGUUCCCGAGAGAAAGGCAUUCGUCGGAAAGUGCAGCGAGAACUCGAAGACACACUUGAGGCCAAUGAGGCGCUCACCCGAGAGAUCGGAAAUCUGAAGAAUAAAAUCACGUUCGGGUGGAUC